Molecule: messenger RNA, 495 nt
Organism: Trematosphaeria pertusa
Lineage: Eukaryota; Fungi; Ascomycota; Dothideomycetes; Pleosporales; Trematosphaeriaceae
Exons: 3
Coding region: 1-495 (164 amino acids)
Source: RefSeq, a predicted model, not a curated record
AUGCGCCUCGCAACUCUCCUCCCUCUCCUCCUCGCCCCACUAGGAGCUCUUGCUGCCCCAGCUGCGACGCCCAUCGACCUCGCCGUGCGUUACUCCCUCGAUUCUCGCCAGGCGCGUCCUCCGAAGCCUGAGCCGUGUGAACGUAUGACCCCAGCACCCAACGCGACGGAGACCAAGGCGCGUUUUGACAAGUUCGCAAACGCAUUUAUCUACACGAAGAACAUCACCGAGGCGUUCUCGUAUAUUACGAAGGAAUAUAUUAAUCACAACCCCGCGGCACAAAACGGCUUCGACUCUGCUUGGAACAUCCUCUCGCCCAUCUGGGGUUCGCAAAACAUCACGCCGCUGCGGACGACGUUCAAUGGCACGAGUAACAUGGGAUGGUUGAACUAUCGGUCUGGCAGCUUUGGCGAGGUUGUGGAUCGGUAUCGGUGGGAGGGGGGCUGUAUUGCUGAGCAUUGGGACCAGGGAGAGAAGUAUCCGACGUCGACGUAG